UAGAAAGGGAGGAGUUAGUUCAUAGCAGAAACCUUCAGUAGAGAUCACUGUGGACAGAACAAGGCUGAGAGAGUGUAAAGUUUAUCCUGUGGAGGGAGAGACUGUCUCAAGCAUCAGUCAAGAUGUUUGUUCUCAUCUGGGCGACUCUGCUUUUCUCUGUGACAAACAGCAACGCUAAUUCAGAUGUAUCAGUGUGGGGAAGACAAACGUGUCAGUCAAGUCAAUACUGUAUCACUCUGACUGAUGGAGAAAUAAAAGCUGAGGCUGGACUCUGUGUUGUGAUACCGUGCUCUUUCACUGUUCCUCAUGACUUUACACCCAAAAAUUUAGUUUGGUUCAAAUGUGAACCACCUGAAAGAAGAUGUGGUGAUUCAGACAUAAUAUUCCACACUAACAACGAACAAAAAGUUCAGUCUAAGUUUAGAGGACGAGUGUCACUGUUAGAGCCUGAUGUGGGUCUAAAAAACUGCAGCAUCAUCAUUAAUGACCUCAGGGAGACAGACUCUGGAUCAUAUCAAUUCAGAGUCAAUGGUCCGGACAAUGGAUUUACAUUCCUUUCAAGAGCAACUGUCUCCAUUAAAGGUCUGAGUCAGAAGCCCACAGUGAUGAUUCCACCUCUGACAGCGGGACAGCAGUCCACCCUGACCUGCACUGCUCCUGGUCUCUGCUCUGGAUCUGAUCCUAAAAUCACCUGGAUGUGGAGCAGAGCAGGAGAGAAGGACUCUCGCAUUACAGAAAAUAUCACUGACUUCAAGACUGAGAAUGUGACUGCUGUCACACAGAGACACAGCUCAACUUUGACCUUUAACUCCUCAGCUGAACACCACAGCACCAAUGUCACCUGUAAGGUCAGCUUCAGAGGAAACAUGACUACAGAAGAGACAGUGACUCUGAGUGUGACCUAUGUAAAGGUUAAAAUCACUGGGAAUAUAAGUGUGAAGGAGGGUGAGACUCUGAAUCUGACCUGCAGUGUUGAAAGUUUCCCUCCAUCAUUUAUCAAGUGGAUGAAAUUUUCUGAGCAAAACAUUCAAAAUGGAACAGAAAUCAAUGUGUGGAACGACACUGAAACCUACCUGCAGGAAGAAAGUGGAAUGGCCACUCUUUCUAUCUCUAAUGUGACAGCAGAAGAUUCUGGACAGUACAUCUGCACAGCAAAACAUCUGAACAACACCUUGGAGGAAAGUGUUGAUGUAACAGUGAUAUAUAUGAGAGAAGCUGUGAUCACUGGGAACACAACUGUUCAGAAGGGAGAUGUUCUGAAUCUGACCUGCAGUGUUGAAAGUUUCCCUCCAUCUCUUAUUACAUGGACUAAACUUGGCUUCAACACAAAACUGCACAAUGGAACUGAACUGAAAAAUGACACUGGAUCAGCUACACUUAUCAUCUCUGAUGUGACAGCAGAACAUUCUGGACAGUACAUCUGUACAGCAAAACACCUGGACACGACUGUGAGAGUAAGAGCUGAUGUAACUGUGACUUGGUUUUCAGAGAUCUUAAACAACUCUGGAUGUGAGCUUCAGUCUGAGGUCCUGACCUGUGUGUGUAUCAGUGAGGGUUUUCCUUUACCCACCAUCAAAUGGCCGCUGUUGAAGACCCAGGCUGAGUACUCAGUCAUUACCACUGUGUCAAACUACACAGUAAACAGCACCUUCAUCCUAACUGCAAAUGAUCACCAUAACAGUUCUGUUGAGUGUGUCAGCAGCAAUGAGAAUGGGGAAGCAAAAGAAAACCUCACCACCCGAACAAACUUGUCUGAACAAGAUGAUCAAUACAAAAAAGUAUUAAAACUUGCUACCCGGCUGGAAACCAUCGUUGCCUUUUUGAUUGGUGUACUUCUUUCAACAAUCAUUUGCUGUUUGGCAAACAAAUUCCACAGAAAAAAACAGAAGAGUUCUGGAAAUCUGGACGAGACUCUGGAGAUGGUGGCCAGUCAAGAGGAUCCACUGAUAUAUGAUGGUCAAGUCGUAGAAGAUGAUCAGACCCAGGACGCAGAGGCACCUGAAGAUGGAACUGUGGCAGCAGAGAAAACAGCCCCUGAACUUGACAGUGAGCUAAAGGAUGUGGAGUACGCCAGCAUCGAUUUCUCACUGUUGAAAAGAAAGAGUCCCCGGGUGGCAGCAGAGAAGCAAGAGACGGAGUACGCUGAAAUUAAAAAAGAAGUGAAAGAGGAAAAUGAAGAUGAUGGUGGACAGAAAGGUGAAGUGUUGGAGAGCAAAGAGGAGGCCAUUAUAGAGGAGGACGAGGAGACACAACGUUGUGUCACAGAAGAGGAAGAAGGGGAAGACAUGGCAGUGUACUCAAAUGUCAGGGAUAUAAUGGAUGAGAUGCUGACAUCAGUGUCACUGUUGGAGCCUGCCCUGAACCAGAGCAACUGCAGCGUCAUCAUCAAAUGCUUCAAUGAGUCAGACUCUGGAUCAUAUGAAAUCAGAGUUUUUUUUACCAAGGAUGAGAAGGACAGCUGCACAUCCACUUCUAGAGCAAAUAUUACUGUUACAGGUAUCAACAUCACAGACGCUCUGGGGCGAACCUCAAAUCUGACCUUCAACCUGUCAGUUGAACAGCAUGGUACAGAGGUCAUCUACACGUUCAGCUUCACAGACAACAACACUACAGAGGAGAUAGUGACUCUGAAUGUGACCUGCUCAAAUAACUUGGAAUGCCUGGACCAGAUUUUAGAUCAACUCACACAGAUUGUUCGAGAUCCGAAAGCUAUCAUUGCAUUUUUGUUUGGGAUGCUUCUUUCAGCAACCAUCUGCUGUUUGGCUAGAAUAUGCUGCAGAAAAAAACAGAGGAAAUCUGAAAAGCUGGCUGAGAACCUGGAGAUGGUGACCACUCAAGCAGCUCCACUGAUUGAUGGUGGUCAACCAAUGGAAGAUAAUGAUGGCAGCCAUGACCGAGAGGCAGCUGUAGGAGGACCUGAGGCUGCUGGGCAAUCAGCUCCUAGUGGUGACAUGGAACCAAAAGAGGUGGAGUACUCUGACAUUGACUUCUCCGUGUUGAAAACAAAGGGUCCCACAGAGGCCGAGGAGACGCAGGAACCCACUGAGACAGAGUAUGCCGAAAUUAAGAAAGAAACACCAGAGGAGGGACAAGAUGGCGGCGGAGAGGAAGGUGAAGUGUUGGAGGAUGCGAUGAUAGGGGAGAAUAGGGUGACAGAAGAGUGUAUGCCAGCAAAGGAGGAGGAAGGUGAGGAUGUGGCACUGUAUUCUAACAUGGAUGAAAUUAUGGAUCAGACUUGAUGACUGUGUAGCUCGGUGGAGUUACUAAAGGAUAUGUAAACAGAGGAUAGUGCAUGAGAGCAAGACGGGGGGUGAUGUAGCGCAGAAAUUCGUGUUCAGAUAUGAUGCAGCGUGGUGAAUGAAUUAAAUGAAGCAGACAUGUUCGGUAGAGGUGUAUUUAAAGGGGUAUGGGUAGAGAAGAGGUGGGAUGACAGAGUGGAUUGAAUUCCUGGAGAGAAGCUUCUCAUGUAAUAUGUUCUGAUGUGAUGGCUUCUCACUUUGACAUGUAAAUAAUAAUGUGUGUGGUUUUUAGUAUAGCACUGUCAUCUGGGCCUGGGAUUAGCUGAAGUUAGUGAACUCCAUUCAUCUUUCUGUUCUAAUGACAAUAUCAUAUCUUGCAUAUUUCAUGUACAUUACAAAUCAAAUCCAUACAACUGCAUCUGUACAGAAAUUAUCCCCAUUAAGCAAGUCUGUGUAUAAAUACUCAAAAUAUAACCCUGGUGAAAAAGUAAAAACAUGUUGAAUAAAAUGUCACAGGAAAUAUUAUUAUACUUUGCCAUAGAAAUCUUUGUGUGUUAAUGUGCAAUUACUAUGAAGACAUCGAAACAGCUUAUUGUAAAGAAUUUCCAUGUUCAAAUGUUGUUGCUUGUACAUAAUUUGAUGAAACUGCUCCAAAUAAAUAUCUGCUGCUCAUGGAAAA
Toxotes jaculatrix (banded archerfish) is the source of this 3918-nucleotide messenger RNA. RefSeq names its product sialic acid-binding Ig-like lectin 11. The record is from RefSeq and is a predicted model, not a curated record. The transcript is spliced from 15 exons. NCBI's taxonomy places the organism in Eukaryota, Metazoa, Chordata, Actinopteri, Toxotidae. Bases 123 to 3239 code for a protein of 1038 amino acids.